Molecule: messenger RNA, 1034 nt
Organism: Zophobas morio
Lineage: Eukaryota; Metazoa; Arthropoda; Insecta; Coleoptera; Tenebrionidae
Product: endocuticle structural glycoprotein ABD-4-like
Exons: 3
Coding region: 557-937 (126 amino acids)
Cellular component (GO): chitin-based extracellular matrix
Molecular function (GO): structural constituent of chitin-based larval cuticle
Source: RefSeq, a predicted model, not a curated record
GAUUGACUUCGUUAUGUUACACGUGUUUGGUUUGUUAGUACACAACGAAACAAAAGUGCGUUAAAAAUAUGCAGUCGUAAACCUACCGUUAUUGUGCAUUUUACUGCAGUCAUUUAAAUUUGUAUACUAGUGAUACAACUAAAAAUUAUUGUUUUUGGAGAUGAUAUUCUCAAUUACAUCAUGAGCUUACGUAAGGCGUAAGGUUUCCAAGAUGUAGGACGUAUGCAUAUGGAAGAGACUAGAAAAUUCAAGAAAAAAUAACACGUUAUAGUCGCACUUUAUAAAAAAUCGGUAAACUUGUACAAAGAAACAGGUUUAGCAAUCGAGACUGUUUAAAAUGGAAUGAAGAAGAGACGUGCACUUCAUUAAUUAAGCUAACUAAACUAUACAUAAAUUAAAGAAUAUUGAAUGACACAAUAAAACCAUGCAACUAUAUUUUACAUAACAUCCACCUCACCCAAUUUUACUCAAAGAGGGGGUUUUAUUGGUCCAUCUGCCCAAUAUAUAUAUUGAAUUUAAAUUUUGGUGUCAUAGCUCGUUCAGAACUCACACUACAAUGAAAACAAUAACAGUCACUUUAUUGUCAAUUUGUUCCUUAAUUGGAGCAUCGCCUCAGAAUAGUCACGAAAAUGUGCCCAUCGUAAGACACGAAUCGGAGGUAAACCCUGAUGGUACACACAGUUACUUGUACGAAACAGGCAACGGUAUUUAUGAAGAUCAGCAGGGGUAUCCGAAAGACGCCGAAACGCAGGCUGUUCAAGGACAAUUUCAGUAUCACUCCCCUGAAGGACAAGUUAUUAGGUUGGUUUAUACAGCCGACGAAAAUGGUUUUCGGCCCCAAGGAGAUCAUUUACCAACACCGCCGCCUAUCCCACCAGAAAUACAAAAAGCGCUAGCUUAUUUAGCUACCUUACCGCCACAAAAAGAUGAAUAUUGAGAUGAAGACGUAACUGUGAUAUAGGUGAUUUAACAAAAAUUUUAGAGUAUUAAAUUAUGUAUUUCUACUUUUGUAAAAUAAAUUAAUAAAGAAUUUA